Messenger RNA from Daphnia pulicaria, 2683 nucleotides. RefSeq names its product transcription factor AP-2-beta-like (gene TfAP-2). The record is from RefSeq and is a predicted model, not a curated record. Gene Ontology annotation, biological process: regulation of cell population proliferation; regulation of transcription by RNA polymerase II; anatomical structure development. Gene Ontology annotation, molecular function: RNA polymerase II transcription regulatory region sequence-specific DNA binding; DNA-binding transcription factor activity, RNA polymerase II-specific. Lineage: Eukaryota; Metazoa; Arthropoda; Branchiopoda; Diplostraca; Daphniidae. The coding region runs from base 785 to 2398 and encodes 537 amino acids. The transcript has 9 exons. Gene Ontology annotation, cellular component: nucleus.
AGUUCUGAACCAUUCUUCCCUCCGGCAAGGGCCACGCUGCUCGUCUAUCUACCCCCCCUCUCUCUCUCUGUGUGUGUGUGUGUGUCUCUCGGCGACUUUUAACAUACACAACUUUGAUAUUUUCACGUGCAAUUAGAUUUGUGUUGCGCGGAAACGAUUGAAAUUGAGAACGAAAUUUGGCGUCGAGCCUUCGACAACGCCAUCACGUCUUUUGGCUCAGUGUGUGACUAGUGAGUGUGUGUGUGUGUGAGUGAGUGUGUGGAGCCGACCCUGACAGAAAGAAAGAAAAAAAAAUACACACAUCAACAGUUUGGUGGAGGGUUUGAAAAACCGUGUGUGUUAAAUAAAGAGUGCCACAAGACUUUCGGGUAACGAUGGACUACCACUUGUUUGAUUCAUUUGAUUGUGCGAUUGCCUCACUUGUGUGUGUGAACAUUUUGUGAACUCAAAAGUUGGACAAGGAUUUUUCAGUCCUUUUGGCGCGCUGUGUUGUGUGUUGGUCGGCGCCAUCUUGGUGCGGCCCUAAACCCACCUGCCUUCCAUCCUCUCUCGAUAGUCUUUUUUUUUGUUUUUUUGUUUUUAAAGAUUUUCUUUCCCAUUUAUCUUUUCUUAAAUUAUUCGACGUAGUGCCUGACUCGACCAUUCCAUUGGACAUUUAUCUUUUUUUCCCUACUGCAAUUUAUCAUCAAUUGAAUCGUGUGCUGAUCCACCUGUUUGAUCGACUCAGCCAAGUGUUUUGUGUGUGACGACUAGUAACAUCGAACAAAGUUUGAAAACUCAAAGAAUGGCCGACAUGAGUCCUAUGGCAGAAGAUUUGGACACGAACCACAACGACAACAAUCACAGUCCAGCUGGAUCGGCUGGUUCUGUCGGCUCUGGCGGCUCGACCGGUGCGGGCAUCCCGAUGCUGGUCGUUCACAAACGCGAAAUGGUGCAGAUCAUGGAAGACCACCACCACCAGCAAGAACAAAACAACCAUCACGGCGGCCAACAUGGCCAACAUGGUGGAAUGGAAGCCGACGACGAUGGCCAGCCGAUCGACGACCAAGACACGGACGGCGACGCUCUGUCACCUCAGAAAAGGCCGCUCAACAACAACAACAACGACGUGGCCACAGUCUUCCUCAUCGACACGUCAGAAGUGGGGCCCGGUCACGAUGACGCCGAUCAAGCCGUCGAAGUAGACGAGCCGCCCUAUUUCCCGCCGCCGUUCCCGCCUCAGCAGCAAGUCGGCGUCGAGUUCCACCCAUCGUCCGGCUCUGUCCAGUUGGGCAAUUCGUCCGGCAACAACGACCCGUACUCUCUCAACGUCCAUCAGAGCCACUAUUCAACCCACAGCCAAAUCCAGCGCACGCACGAAGUCCUACGACGUGCCGAACAUGAAGCCCUCGAUUGCGUUUUUGUGUCGCAGACGGGCAACGUUCACUUUUCGUACGACCCAUCGGGAGGACGCGGAGGCAACGGAGGUCGAGGCGAGAGUACCCAGUACAAUGUUGUCCGACGGCCCGAUGUUCUCGUCCAGGCCAGUCAUCACGUGCUCGACUCUGGCGAGACGAUCGUCAUUCCAGGCAAUCUCGCCUCCACGCCGCUUUCAUCUCACCACAAUAUCGACGACGGACAGACUCCCAGCGUCGAGAGCGAUUCCAAUUUCAUAUCCACCGACCAGAUGUCCAUCGUCAAAAAGGAAUUUGAUGUGUUGCUGUCUGGCCCAGUUUCUCCAACGGACGUGUUCUGCUCGGUGCCCGGCCGCCUGUCUCUCCUGUCGUCCACAUCCAAGUACAAGGUGACGGUCGGCGAAGUCCAGCGACGCCUCUCGCCGCCCGAAUGCCUCAACGCCUCCCUCCUCGGCGGAGUCCUUCGCAGAGCCAAAUCGAAGAACGGAGGACGCGAGCUGCGCGAGAGUUUGGAGCGGAUAGGACUGAGUCUGCCGGCGGGGCGUCGGAAGGCGGCCAACAUCACGCUGCUCAGCUCCUUAGUCGAAGGCGAGGCGAUUCACCUGGCGCGCGACUUUGGCUACGUCUGCGAGACCGAGUUCCCUUCACGGCAAGUGGCCGAAUACCUCUGCCGCCAACACACGGACCCUAGUGACCAGUACCGACGAAAAGAACUCAUUCUAUCAACCAAACAAAUCACCAAAGAGCUGAUGGACUUGCUCAACCAGGACAGAUCUCCGCUAUGCAACACGCGGCCGCAGAUUAUCCUGGAGCCUAACAUUCAACGUCAUUUGACGCAUUUCUCGCUCAUCACUCAUGGAUUCGGCAGCCCGGCCAUUGUUGCCGCCCUCACCGCCAUUCAGAACUUCCUGAACGAGUCUCUGAAGUAUUUGGACAAGAUGUACCCGACGUCGGUGACAUCAAUGUCCGACGGGAAGUCCAAAGACAUGGACAAGCAGAAGUAAUACGGCAGCAGCAGCAGCAACGGCGGCGGCAUUGGUGGCAGUUUAGAAGUUAGGUCUAAUCAAGACGCGCAACGAGGACUUGACUGAUGGAAGAAGAAGAAGAAAAACCAAGAUGUUUUUUGGUUGUUAUUGUGUUGUGUGUUGUGUUUUUCUUCUAUGAACAUAAAAAGAAAAGAAGAAAUGACGAAGAAAUCGCUGCUGUUCUAAACAUGUAAAACGCCGCAGCCCAAGCCAGCGAAAAAAAAAAAAAGAAAAACGUUAUUAAAAAUUGAAACUUCCUCUCGG